Plasmodium relictum is the source of this 6672-nucleotide messenger RNA. Its product is annotated as conserved Plasmodium protein, unknown function. The transcript has a single exon. The record is from RefSeq and is a predicted model, not a curated record. The coding region runs from base 1 to 6672 and encodes 2223 amino acids. NCBI's taxonomy places the organism in Eukaryota, Apicomplexa, Aconoidasida, Haemosporida, Plasmodiidae.
AUGUAUAAUUCUCCUAAAACUGAAGUAACCAAAAACAACUUCAACUUUUUUGGAUCUUUUUAUUCGAAAUAUACAAAUAGAAAUAUUAAUGAUGAUAUGAAUUCAUGUGAUAAGUCAGCAGCAAAUAAGAAAUCAUCAAAUAAGAAUAAAGUUGCCUCAAAUCAAAACAUUUCAAAGCAAAAUGAAUUAUUUAAGGAAACUGAGAAGUUUUAUGAUUAUACUAAAAACUUUUAUAAAUCACUGAAAUCAUUUUAUGAAAAUCCACUUGAAGAUUGUAAAAAAAAUAGCAACAAAUUUUUGGAUAAUGACUACUUUUCAAGUGAAAAUUCUUCUCUCUCUAUAGAGUGCUUAAGUAAUGAAAAAAAUAAAAAAUAUAAUGAAAAAAUACUUAAAAAUGAAGAUUAUCAAAACGGUAAAUGUAAACAUAGUUUUAAUAAUGUAGAAAAUAAUAGAUCUUCUAAAAAUAGAAAUUUUAAAAAUCAAAAAAUUAUAAAAGAAAAUUAUAAAGUAGAAAACAGUCACAAUUACAACGAUACAUAUUUAGUUAGAAAUACUAAACAUAUGAAAAGAAAAGAAAAUGUUAACUUAUAUAAAAAUAAAAAAGAGAAUAUUGAAAAUGAAAAAAAAAAAAAAGAUAGAAAUUCAGAAAAUAUUAAGAAUAAAGAUAAAAUAAAUAAACCACAGAAGAAAGAGAGAGAUGAUAAAAAAGGAAAUGAAGAUACAGAAAGGGAACUAGAUAACCAGAAAGAGGAAAAAAUAGAGGAAGAUGAAGUGGAAGAAAAAGGGGAUGAAGGAGAAAUUGUAGAAAGGGAACAAGUUGAUGAAGAGGAAAAUGUAUAUGAAGAUGGAAAAAUGAAAAAUAAAAGUAUUGAAAAAAAUCUUUAUGAUGAUAAAGUAUUUUAUUAUGAAAAAUUUUUAUUAAAAAAUUAUUUCUCUAAAAUGCCAGUAGGAAUAUCAAAUGAUAAGGAUGAAGAAGAUGUGAACUGUAAAAAAAAAAAUGUACAGAACGAUAAUAUUACUCUAAAUUUUAAUAAACCAAAUGGAAACAUAAAUUCUUGCAAUUCUACAUAUGGAGCAAAAGGUAAUUUUGAUAACACACAAAUUAAUUAUGAUAAUAUGAAAAGUAAUUGCGAUAAUAUUAAGCUAAAAAAAGCAGUAGAUAAAUAUCCUCAUUUAAUAUGUAAUAUCUUAGAUGGAACUGUAAACUUUGACAAUUACUCAAUUAUUGAAGAUAAGUGUAAAUAUGAAUUAAAUAAUAAAUGUACCAAUAAUGAUUCGUUAACAAAUAAAGAUACGCUUGCACAUACAAAAAAAAUAAAUAAUGAAAACAUUCCUAAGGAAAAUAAAAAGAACGAUAACCCAACCAAAAAUCGUCAAUACAUUGCUGAUUUAGAUAAUAUAAAUGAAGAUAUAUACGAUGACUCUGAAAUAAAUACUAUUCAAAAAAAGUGUAGUAUUUUGACUAAUAAAGAAAAAUAUAUAAACUUGAACAGAAAUCCAGAUACCGAAGAUAAAAGGAUAUGCACUAAUCCUUUACAUAAAAGCAGCUUUUAUAUGAAUGAUUAUCUAAAUGACAAAAAACUAACUAAUCAUCAAAAAUAUUUUUUUAAUAAAAAUUAUAUAAAUAAUAGCAAUUCUUCUCAUGUUCCUUGUAUUAAAGGAAAUAUACCAAAUUAUUAUUCGACAGUACAUAAAUUGCAAAAAAAAAAAAAAAAAUGUAUAAAUGAUAAUAUUAGCAGUAUUCUACUAACAAAUAAUUUUCUCAUGGAAAAUUGCUUGUUAAAUAAAAAUGUAACAGAAAAUGAUAAUAAGUUCUACAUAAAAAGAAAUUAUUUUUAUAAUAAGUUAAGUUAUGAUAGUAGUAAUAGUAAAAUAAACAUUCAUAAAGUUAACAACUUUAAUUAUUCGUUUAAGAAAAAUUAUUUGUUUAAUAAGGGAUUAAAUAAAUUUCAUAGGAAUAGAUAUAAUAACUUUAAUUAUACAAAAGAAUAUGUGCGUAGUAAAAACAAGAGAUAUAAUCCAUAUGUAAGUAAAUUGACUAUUAAAAAACAAUUUUUUAAAAAUCAUUAUGGUGAAAUGUGUAAAAUUAAUAAAAGAUAUGUUAAUUUCAAUUAUAAAAUGUUUCAUAAUGAGAAAUCAUUGUUUAAUUAUAAUAAAGAAAAAAAUUUGAAAAUUGUUAACGAAAAGAAGUGUUUGUGUUAUAAUUCGAGUAAUAAUAACAUUAAAAAAGCAAAAAUAGUAAAAAACGUAUUUAAAGACAAUGAAAACGAUGAUGUAUUAGUUGCAAUUUCUAGAUAUGAACACUUUAAUAUUGCAAAUUUUAAGGAAAAUUUUAAUUAUAAUAAUAAUAAUAAUAGUAAUUUUCAUAUUGAUUGUAAUGAAAAUAAUUUAAGUGGGAAUGUAUUAGAUGAAAUAAAAAGUAAUGAAAAUAUAUUAAAUAUAAUAAAUGAUAAAAACAUGACAUUCAACAAUUUGCACAAUAUAAGUAAGCAAAAUGCCCAAGAACUUUAUGAAAAAGGAAAUAAUAAUUUUAUUAAAAAUGAUGAAAACAUAGGAAGUGAAAGUUAUGAAAGCAAAAUAAAUAAAAAUUAUUUAGAUAUAAAGUUAGAAGAAACAAAUAAUAAUACAUCAAGAAAUUUAUCUCAAAAUAUGAAAAUUUUUAAUAACUUUGUAACAUUAAAUGCUAAUGAAUUUAAACAGGAAAAUUCAAAUAAAAAUAUUAUAUAUUAUUCUAAUAAAAAAAAUGAAGGAGAUCAAAAUAAUUUAAAAAAUGAAUUAAAUGAAUUUAAUUAUUCUAGUACAUUUAAUGCAGAAAAUUGGGGGAAUAAGCAUAAAUUAAGUGUAAGUGAAAAAAUUGAAAUAGUCAGAAAAAAUGAAAUAAAUAAAAAAAUUAUUAGUGGAACAAAUAAUGGAAAAAAAAUAAUUGAUAACCCUAGAUCCAAUUUAUCAAAUCAUUAUUUUCAACAAAAUAAUAACACUAGUAUUCAAAAUAAUAAUUUGUAUAUUCCUGUUCCUAACCAAAAUAGCUUUGAUAAAUUUAAUAAAAUUAAGAAUCUAAAUAGUCAAAAUAAAACAAAUAAUCUAAUACAAAAAGAAAAUAAAAAAACAAUUAGAAGCAAAAUGGAAUUAGAAAAAAAACAUGGGAAAAUUUUUAAUAAUGUAAUUGAUUUAGAUAAAAUGCAUGAAAAUAAAUAUAUAAUUUAUAAUAAGGUACAUCUAGGGAAUAAAAGUAAAAAAAUUAUUAAUAAUAUAAUUGAUUUAGAUGAAUUGUAUGAAAAAAAUUGUGUAAUUUAUAAUAAGGUAGAACUAGAAAAAAAAAAUGAUAAUAUAAAAAAUAAAAAUACUGUAAUAAACUUAUAUAAUGAAAAAGAAAACAUAAAUAACAAAACAUUAUCUUCAGAAAAAAAUAAAGAAAAAAUUAUUAACUAUAUAAUAGAUGUAGAUAAAGUAUAUGAAAAUAAAUAUGUAAUUUAUAAUGACGUAGAACUAGAAAAGAAGAAUGAAAAAAAUAUUAAUAGUAUUAUUGAUUUAGAUGGAGAACGCAUAAAUAUUAAUAAUCUUACUUCAGAAAAAAUAAACGAAAAUAUUUCUAGCAAUACAAUCGAAUUAUCAAAUAAAUAUAAAUAUUCAAAUGAAGACAUAAAUGAAAAUAUUAUUAAUAAUUUAGUAGGAAAAGAAAAUAAAAAUAGGAAUCAAAAAAAAAUUUUUUAUAAACAUGAAAAUGAAAAGAAAAAGGAAAGGGAAAAGGAAAAGGAAAAGGAAAAAAAAAAAGAAAAUGAUUAUGAAAAUAAUAUUUAUAAUAGAGAUGAAUUAGAAAAAAAAAAUGAAGCCGAAAAUGUAUUGAGUAAUAAAAGUAAAUUAGAAGAAAUAAACGAAAAUGAAGAUGUAAUAAAUAAUAAAUGCGAUUCAGAGAAAAAAAAUAAAAAUGACAAUGAUAAUGAAGACACUAUUUGUAAUAAAACUGAAUUAGAAAAAAUAAAUGAAAUUGAAAAUAUAAUUUGUAAAAAAAUUAAUUUGGAGAAAAUUAACGAAAGCGAAAAUGGAAGUGAAAUAUAUAAUAAAAUUGAAUUUGAAAAAAUUAAGGAUGAUGAAAAUAUAAUUACUGGUACAAUAGAAUUAGAAAAUAAGGACGAAGGCAUAAUUAGUAACAUAUUAGAAUUAGAAAGAAGAAAAUAUACAAUUAAUUGCAUAAUGGAAAAGUUAAGUAGAGGAGAAAAUGAAAAUGAAAUUGAGAGUGAAUAUGAUAGCGAGGAUGAAAUUAAAAAAAAAAAAAAUUCUUAUAUUUAUGAUUUAUACUCAGAUAAAUCAACUUACAAUAUAUAUAAUACUAAAAUGUGUGUAAACUAUCUACAUGAAGAAAAAAUUCAUUCAGCAGAAAAUAAAGAAUAUAUUAAAAAUUUUCUUUUUGAAAAGCAUUCCAAAAAUGUUUAUUUCGUAGAAGUAUUUAAAAAAAAAAAAAAUAAGAAUAAAGGUAAAAACCAAAAUAAAAAACUUCUCAAUUGUGAUGAUAAGAACAUUGUUCUUAAUAAUUCUAAAGAAAGGUUAGAUAAAACAAAAGAAAAAAAAAAAAAAGAUACUUAUUAUUUACGAAGCGAUCAAUAUUGUAUAGAGGAAAAAGUAGAGAAAGAAAUACAGAUAAAUAAAAAAAAUAAUUUCGAAACAAAAAAUAUUGAAGAGGAAAAAAAAAAAAAAAUAAGAGAGAAAUAUAAUAAUGAAAAUGAAAUAAAUUAUUUUAAUGAUAAAACAACUUUAAUAAAAAAAAAAUCAUAUAGUUCUGAAAAAGAUCCAAAAAAAAAAACACAAAUCGUUUUGAAUAAAAAAGGUAAAAAAAAAUUUUUUAAUAAAAACUUUAAAGAAAAAAUGGAAAUAAUAAAUGGAAAAAUCGUUUAUGUUAUAGAUGAAUCUAUUACAAAUAUUUCUGAAAAUGAAAAAAAUAAGAUGGAAGAAAUAGAAAAAAAAAAAAAGCAGGAAAAUUAUUAUGAGAAAAAGGAAGUGAAUAAAGAAGCAAAAGUAAUAGAAAUUGAAGAACAAGAAAAAGGGAAAGAUAAUCAGGAAAAUGGAUUUAAAAAAAAAUAUAACGAGGAAAAUGAAGAUCUAAGUAAGAAUAAUGAUGAAGAAACCGAUGAUUGCGGUGACUAUGAUGAAGAUUAUGAAGAGGAAGAAAGAUAUAUGAAUAAAGAAGUAAUAGAAAUUGAAGAAGAACAACAUCGAAUUAACGAAUUAGAAAAACAUUAUGAAAAGAAAGAACAUCUAGAAGAAGGAAGGGAGGAAUAUGAAGAACAGGAAACAAAUGAAGAAAUAAUAGAAAUUGGAGAACAAGGAUAUCAAAAAGAUCAAGAAUGGGAACAAAUGAAUGAAGUAAUAGAAAUAGAAGAACAGCAAGAAUAUGAUGAUGGAUAUGAAGAAGAUGAGGAUGAAGAAGAAGAUGAAGAUGAAGAUGAAGAAGAAGACGAAGACGAAGACGAAGAUGAAGAUGAAGAUGAAGAAGAAUGUGAAGAUGAAGAAGAGGAAGAAGAAGAAGAAGCAGAAGAUGAUGAUGAUGAAGAAGAUUAUAAAGAUAUGCAGCCAAAAAAACAAAAAUUUAAAGAUAAAAUAGUAGGAGGAAUAAAAAAAGAAAAGCAAGAAAUGGAAUAUAAAGAGGAAUAUAAAGAACAGAGAAUAAAAAAAGAGAAAAGAAAAGAAGCAAAAUAUAAUAUACAAGAAGAUGAAGAAAAAGAAAUAAUAAAAGUUGAAGAAGAAGAAAAAGAAAAAGAGAGAGAAUAUCAAGAAGAACUGGAUAAAAUAUAUGAAGAAAUAAUAGAAAUUGAUGAAGAAGGGCACUAUCAAAAAAAAGGAGAAUCAAAGAUAGAGAAUAAGAAAGAACAAAUAGAAAAGAAAAAAAUGACAGAAAAUAUAUAUAAUAUAAAAAAUCAAAAUAUUUAUAAUAGAACUAUCACUAAUGAAAAUUAUUAUACUGAUGAAAAACAUUAUGAUAAAAUUGGAAAGGUAUAUGAAUAUGAAAAUAAAGAAACAAAUAUUUUAAGUUCAAAGAAAUAUGAAUAUGAUAAAGAAAAAUAUAUUUGUAAACAAGAUUUCGAAAAUAAAAAUUUAAAAAAUGAUCAUUAUGAGGAUAAUUAUUAUACGGAAAAUGAAGAAAUAAAUAAAAGUGUGUAUAACAAUUUUGGAAAUAAAAAAGGAAAAGAUAUUUUUUUAAAGGAUAUGUUAAAUGAAAAUAAUCAGUAUAUUUAUGAUUACUGUGAUUUCGAAGAAAAUAUAAAAUAUAAACUUCUAGGGAAGAAAAGAAAAAGAAAAAUAGAAAAAAUAAAAAGGAAAAUAAAAAAAAAUAAAAAAUUAACAAAAGAUGAUCUGAAAUUAUUAUCUGAAUUAUUGCAUCAUAAAUUUUUGCUAAAUGAAAUUAAUGCAGUAGGUAAUUAUGACAUAAAAUGUAAUAAUAGUUUUGAUUUAUUGGCAUUAGAUGAAUAUAAAUUAAGAAAAGAUUCAUUAAAUAUGUAUUGUGACUGUUUAUCUAUUGGGUUAACUACUUAUGAGCAAGAGUUUUUAAAAGUGUUUCAAAUUUUUAUGCCAGAUACUAAUAUAAUGGAGGACAAGAAUAUUUUAUAUGUAUUACGCCAUUCUAGAAAUGAAAAAAAAUGUAUUUUUAAAAAUUUUCUUAAUGAUGAAAAGCUCUUUUGA